Messenger RNA from Chironomus riparius, 1507 nucleotides. The record is from the annotation of a GenBank genome assembly. NCBI's taxonomy places the organism in Eukaryota, Metazoa, Arthropoda, Insecta, Diptera, Chironomidae.
UUGUUUGCCGUCUUUCCUCGUGUUCAGUUUUGUUGACUUGAUUGGUGGUUUGAAUUAAAAAAUAAAAAAAUAUAUAAAAAUAAAAUUUAUACAAAAACAGAAAAUAAAAGAAUCAAAUUUUUUUAAGUGAAGUUAUUUUACUCGCAAAUACGAAAUAGAUAACAUGGUGAUUGAAUAGCUGAAUUGAUUAAAAGAAAGCCAACAUAAAAUUAUUUAUGUCGCAUCGUAAAAAAUAAGAGAACAAAAAAAAGUUUACUAGUCGUACAAAUUGUCAUUUAAAUCUCAAAAGAAAUCUCUCUCGAUUUUUUUGGAAACGAUAAGACAUUUAACUUUCUGUUAGACAUGGUGUUAGUUCUAAAUGGUGUGUUGCAAGAUGAAUGCAUUCCACUCGAUACACACUCAUUAUUCAUGCAACAUCCGAUUUAUAGAGAUACGGCAAAUCAAUUAUUGUCAAUUCCAUCAAAAACUGUUGGGCCUGUUGGAUUGCUCUACGUUGCACAACGUGAAUUAGCUGCAAUUGCACCGCAUGAUAAAAAUGUUCAUAUUAUCGGCUCGGAUGAUGCUACCAGUUGUAUAAUUGUUGUUGUUAGACAUUCUGGUUCAGGAGCUAUCGCAUUAGCUCAUUUAGAUGGCAGUGGAACAGAUGAAGCUGUAUCGACAAUGGUAUCACGUGUACAAGAGCUUGCAUUGGGAUAUCCUGAGGGUAGAAUUGAAUUGCAAUUGAUUGGUGGUUUUCGAGAUCCACAAGGCUAUGCAGAGGAUUUAUUCAGUAAUAUUAUGCAAUCCUUCCAUAAACAUCCAAUGGAAAUUGAUUUAACACAAGCAUGUAUCGGAGAAGUUAAUACAAUAGUACGAGGAGAAAUUAAUUGGCCUAUAAUUUAUGGAAUUGGGGUGAAUACUAGAACUGGAGAAAUUUUCCCUGCUACAUUCCCAGAUAAAGGACCAGAUUUAUGCUUGAGAUCCGCAAGACACUUCACGGGAGGUCACACAGUUCUCGAUGUUUAUGACUCGCAAUUAGGAAUGCUGCGAAUUGGGCCAUUCAACUAUGAGCCUUUACGAGGUGUUGACUUGUGGCUUUCACAAACAGAUGAGUUCAUUUUGCAGCAUCUCUCAACAACACCUGACGUUGAACCACCACAUUUUGUUAUGCAAGUUCGUGCUACUUUAAAGUUUAUUCAAGAGAAUCAGUUCCCUGCAAUCACGGUAUUUAGAGAAAAUCGACCACUUUACUACAGACGAGAUGAAAAUUCUGGCUUAUGGAGUCAUGUUCGUUAUUAGAGACAGAUGAUAAUCAAAAUUAUACCACUCAAAUUUUUAAAAACAUUAUGUAUAAUCAAGUUUAAAAUAAUCUUUCAGAUUCAAAUGCUAUUUCAUACUAUAAUUAAUGCUAUUUUUGUUCAACUCUUUUCUGAUUAAUGGAAAUUCUAAAAAUUUCAAGUCUAAAUAUAUAUUAUUUUAUGUUGUAACGGUUUAUUUGUAAAUAAAAAAUCCAGACGUUAGUUUAAAA